Molecule: messenger RNA, 2454 nt
Organism: Chlorella variabilis
Lineage: Eukaryota; Viridiplantae; Chlorophyta; Trebouxiophyceae; Chlorellales; Chlorellaceae
Exons: 8
Coding region: 3-2291 (762 amino acids)
Molecular function (GO): helicase activity
Source: RefSeq, a predicted model, not a curated record
CCAUGCUGGAUCGAGGAGCGUGGCCAGGAACUGCCACCAACGCCCUGCAGCAGCCGCGACUUACAAUAUGGCACCAGCAGCAGCCCCGCUCCUCACGAGUUAUUUCAAGCCGCAAGGCAGUGUCCCAAGCAUCCGGCCGACUGAGGCUGCAGCAGCACAGGCGGAUGGUGCAGCCCCUUGCAGCCUCCGCCGCGCCUCCCGCCGGUGAUACUGGCCCAAGGGGGCAGGGUGGUGCUCUGGAUGAAGCCGUCAGUGCUUUGCGGUCGCGCCUGGAGCCUGCGGUUCUGGCGGAGCUGCAGGAGCAGCAGCAGCAGCAGGCCGCUGCCUAUCGCCGAUCGUCGGUCCGCCGCCUCGAGGCGGAUGGCCUCGUCCUGCAAAACCUGCUGGCGGCGCCGACAGGCAGGGAGCUGUCUGACUUCAUCUGGUGUCUCACUCUUCGCAAUCGGCAGCGGCUACCAUAUCAUCGAUUCAAGCGCGGUGACACUGUGCUCCUGGCCCCAUCUCGCCCCAAGCGCGCGAACGCAGCCAGCAGCCAGCGAGCCAGCAGCGGCAGCAGCACUAUUGAUGUCAACAGCUACAGCGAUGGCAGUGACGUCACCAGCGGGCCGCAGGUGCUGGAUGCGACCCUAGAGGGCACGGUGCAGGCAGUGGGCCAGGACGAGGUGCGGGUCGCGGUGGCCAAGCCGGUGGCGGAGACGAUGGGGGCAGCUCCCGCAGGCACGCGGUGGCGGCUGGACCAGGGCGUUAGUGCCACCACUGCGCAGCGCCAGCUGGCCGCCUUGUCCCGCCUGGGCAUGCUGCACGACUCCAGGUGCCGGGGCGAGGCCGCGGUGCGGGCCAUACUGCUGGGCUCUCCGCAGGCUGAGCGCUUGGCUGCGCGUCCCACGACCUGGGCUGAAAGCAGCGAGUGGCGGUCGGCCGCCGCGGAGCAGCUCCGCCGGCAGCAGCAGCAGCAGCUGAACGAGUCACAGGUCAGGGCGGUGGCGGCUUCGCUUACCCGAACCUUCACCUUGUGGCAGGGCCCCCCCGGCACUGGCAAGACGCGAACGCUGCUGGCAUUUGUGGAGGUCAUGGUCCGCGCAGUGGAGGGGUCGGUGGUGCGGCGGCAUGCGCAGGGCGCCAUCCUGGCGGUUGCCGACACAAACGCAGCUGCUGACAACUUGCUGGACGGGCUGCUGGCGCGGGGGAUUAGGGCGGUGCGGGUGGGGCAACCAGCCAAGGUGCGACCUGAGCUGCGCCACGCCUGCCUGGAAGCGCUGGUGCAAAGCACUCCAAGUGGGCAGCGCGCGGCGAGGCUGCGGGCAGGCGCAGACGUUUUCCUGCAGCAGGUGGUUGUGGCCACCUGCAAUGGCGCUGGGGAUGCCAGGCUGGAGGCGCAGUGCUUCCGCAUCGUUGUGCUGGACGAGUGUGCGCAGGCCACUGAGCCAUCGAGCCUGGUGCCACUAGUGAAGGGCGCCCAGUGCGUGGUGAUGGCAGGAGAUCAGAGACAGCUGCCGCCAACCGUUGUUUCUGAGCGUGCUAAAGAGAUGUACCACCUUGACGUGCCUUUGUUCACUCGCUUGCUCGAGGGCGGGGUGUCCAGCCGGCUGCUGGAGGUGCAGUACAGGAUGCACCCCGCAAUUUCGGAGUUCCCUUCACGUCACUUCUAUUCUGGCCGCGUGCAGUCAGGCGUAACGCAGCAGGACAGGCCGCCCGUGAGGGGCGUGCCGUGGACCAAUCCUGCGUGCCCAGUGCUCUUCAUCAACAUAGCAGAGGGCAGCGAGCAGCAAGCUUUGGCUGGCAACAACCGGCGAGGCGGCAGUGGCGACAGCAGCGGCGCUUCCUACAGCAACUCUGAGGAGGCAGAAGUGGCCAUGAAAGCACUGCAGCGAGUGUUGCAGGAGGAUGACAGUGUGCAAUCCAUUGUCCUGCUGUCGCCAUACAACGGCCAGGUGCGGCUGCUUACUUCACUGCUGAGCCGGGCAGAGCUGCCAGAGGGGGCAGCCGAUCGCUGCCAGAUCACCGUAUCGACGGUGGAUGGCUACCAAGGCCGGGAAUCCGACGUGGUUAUAUUCUCAACAGUUCGCAGCAAUCCAGCUGGCAGGGUGGGGUUCCUCUCGGAUGAGCGGCGCCUUAAUGUGGCCAUCACGCGGGCGCGGCGCGGUCUCAUAGUAUUGGGCAACCAAGCCACUCUGCAGCACGACCCGAAUUGGGGCGCCUGGAUGCAAUGGGUGGCAGAGCAGCGGCGCCUACGCCCAGCAGCCUCGACCAUUGCACCUGAGAUGCAUCAGUGCUUUCAGCUACCUUCGUGACUGAUCUCCACCAUGCCUUCAUUCAUCAGCACUGUGAUAUUGACUUUUAAUUGUUUUGCAACCAAUUUGUUUGGAAUAAUUGUGAGCGCUCAUUUGCUGGUUGCACUUAGCUUUUAUUGUUCAUGUUGUUGCUGCCGGCUACCUGCUCUGCAAGAAUUCUAUC